CACAGUAAUAUCACAUAGCCUUAGGGGGGGCGUUUCCCCCCACUCUGCCCUACCACUAAAGCAUGACAUCAGCACAUAUCUGUCACUAAUUCGCUCGCAGUGUAAUGGAUCUUCAUGGUAGUGUUCUCAGCUAGACUAGGCUACUACACGCACCUUACAGUAGGCCCUAUCAACAUUCGACCACUUGGGGACACGACAUAGCUUGGUUUACUUUGUCUGCUUGUGGUCUAUUUCGGGGCAGUGUGGAAAAUGUCCAGGGGCAUAAUUGCCUAAAGGUUCGGAUCAACGUUAGUGUGUUUCAGACUUGCCGGCUGGCAUACGUUGAUAUAUUUGUGACUCCGCCUCCGUUAUGGCUGAACUUUCUUUAGAGUUACGUAGUAGCAUGCUGUCAAGUCAAAGCAGAGAAUGAGUUCCAUAUGGACAUUUCAUUGAUUGCUCACUUGCGGGCAGCCAGUCGGUACCAAGGACUGAGGAGUCAUCAUAUGUCCAGGGAGAAGUUGAAGCCACAACACCUGAACUUGAGGAAAGUGAUAAAAAGCCACAACACAUAAAAAAAUAUAAUACAGCGAUGGCAGAGCCAGUGGAUAACUACAAUCCAGGGAGCUUAAAUGACAUCUAUAUCUCAAAACGAAGUAUCAGGAAGGCUUUCAUCAGCAAAAGGCACUAUCUCCCUUACAUAGCCUCAGAGAAAGAGAGCAACAGCAGCCUUGGAGGAGCUCCUGGCGUCUUCACACUGUCCAGUGAGCAGGAGGAAACCAGCUCGUCCAUGGCUUGCUGUCCCGACUUGCUGCUCUGCAUUAAAACUGAGCCUGUGGAGUGUUACCUGUCUGACAAGUUCGCCGAGCUCUCCCCAAGAGAUCAGUCACCGGUUGAGGUGAAGCCAUGUUUAACUGUCCGGUCUGGCGACAAUGAGGUGGCCACAGAGACUCAUGAGCUGAGUGACACAUCCAGGGUCAUGCGGCCCCGCAAAGCAAAGCAACGCAAAAAUCAAGCGAAGGUAAAGAGACACCGCAAGAGGUUUGAUCACUCAAAAGAACAGGCUGAGCGCUUAAAUGAUGGUGAGAGCCCCCAGAUAGCCCGGGGUGAUGAUGAUGAUGAUGGCGCGGCGUCAGAUGGGCGCGUGGAAGAAGACAAAGGAAAGGAAGGACCAAAAGAGAGCAAAACGGACGACAAGGCAUGCCUCAUCUUCCCAGCCAUGAAGAAGCGCGGGGUGGAGGGGGACAUGGAGAACCGGCCCUACAAGUGCACCCACUGCAACUGGGCAUUCACCAAGUCCAGCAACCUGGUGAGCCACAUCCGCACGCACAGCGGCCUGAAGCCACACGUGUGCGACCUGUGCGGGAAGGCCUACUCACACCAGGGCACGCUGCAGCAGCACAAGCGUCUGCACACAGGCGAGAGGCCCUACCACUGCCCCUUCUGUGAGAAGACCUACAUCUGGUCCUCCGACUACCGCAAGCACAUCCGCACGCACACCGGCGAGAAGCCAUACAUCUGCGAUGCCUGCGGCAAGGACUUUGUCCGAUCGUCAGACCUGCGCAAGCAUGAGCGCAACAUGCACGCCAACAACAAGCCCUUCCCCUGCGCCAAGUGCGGCAAGACCUUCAACAAGCCACUGUCGCUGCUGCGGCACGAGCGCACGCACCUGGGCAAGCGGCCCUUCGUCUGCCCCGAGUGCGGCAAGGCCUUCGCCAUGCCCAGCCGCAUGAUGGAGCACCGAAAGGUGCACAGCGGUGUCCGGCCAUACGUCUGCCACAUUUGUGGCAAGGCCUUUACCAAGUCCUCCAACCUGCUGGAGCACCAGUCCGUGCACAGUGGCUUCCGGCCGCACAAGUGUGGUGAGUGUGGGGUGGCCUUUGCCAUGGCCUCACGCUUGGUCCGCCACCAGCGGGUACACACUGGGGAGUAGCACAUGAGUGUCAAGAACAGCAACAAGAUUUCAACUCCAUGAGAAAACAAAACAGAGCGCAUCGUAGCAAACGCAAGUGCCAAAGAAUCUUCAGGGAGAGUCCUACAAUCACAGGAACAAAGCUUUAAAGACUGAAUAUUUAGUACCUAAAGGCAAAAGAGAGUCUUUGUCCCAUAUGAAAAGUAGUUAAACACUGUAGUAAUGGAUUUAUUUCCUGACUGAACUUGAAGACAUGACUGGCAUAGACAACCUCCCUAAAUUAACUCACACAGAAGUGCCCAACCAUGUUUUCAAUUGGUCUCAGACCAGCCCCAUUCAAAACAAAUUUCAGUAACACUUUACUUGAUGGGUGAGUUCAUAACACAUUCAUAGCAGCUGUCAUA
This is a messenger RNA of Alosa alosa (allis shad), 2292 nucleotides long. RefSeq names its product zinc finger protein 648 (gene znf648). Lineage: Eukaryota; Metazoa; Chordata; Actinopteri; Clupeiformes; Clupeidae. Gene Ontology annotation, biological process: regulation of transcription by RNA polymerase II. Bases 569 to 1909 code for a protein of 446 amino acids. Gene Ontology annotation, molecular function: DNA-binding transcription factor activity; RNA polymerase II cis-regulatory region sequence-specific DNA binding. The transcript is spliced from 2 exons. The record is from RefSeq and is a predicted model, not a curated record.